Molecule: messenger RNA, 9170 nt
Organism: Plectropomus leopardus (leopard coralgrouper)
Lineage: Eukaryota; Metazoa; Chordata; Actinopteri; Perciformes; Serranidae
Gene: ipmkb
Product: inositol polyphosphate multikinase b
Biological process (GO): inositol phosphate biosynthetic process
Cellular component (GO): nucleus; cytoplasm
Molecular function (GO): inositol tetrakisphosphate kinase activity; inositol-1,4,5-trisphosphate 3-kinase activity
Source: RefSeq, a predicted model, not a curated record
UAGCAUGGAUUUUAGGACGAUAAUGCAUGGUCUUUGUGCUACUCUACAUCGGACAGGCGUAAGUGUUGAAGGCGGCAGUGAGGACAGUGUGAUGUCCCUCUGCUCUACUCAACUGUGACGCGGGGAAGGGAUGGCUCCGCAACCUAAUAGACUGGAUCGAUGACUUAGCAAUCAAAACCAGGACUGGAUUGUUUCUUUGUGACAUUUCAAGGUUUUCGUGUUUGUUCGCCCCGUCUGCUUCUGCAUUUGCUGCCUUGAACUGGAUAUCACUCCUGAGAGUGUCGUUACAUCACUAUUACAGACAGACAACAGUAUUUACUUCUCUGACGCGAGGAAGUGCAGCUGUUGGUCAGGCUAACUGAACCCGUUAAAGACCACGCCGGAGGUUGGCUGACAUUACCUUCAAAAUAAAGUUGCAAAAUAGAUUUGUUUUGACUGUUAAUGGCGACUUUGGGAGUGGGAAGACAUAACGCUUAGACUACUCAACAGAGGAAUUUUAAUUGGUAAUAGACAUAAUCGCCUUUAUUAUAACAGUGGUACACGACAGUAUCGACACGUCUCCAUUAGUUUUAUUUUGGAAGCUGCGGACGGAAGUCGUUCUCGGCUGUGAGGUGUGAGACUCUGGUAGGAAGUGGGAUGUGGCCAGGAUGUAUUAAUGCCUGUGUUUAAGAUAUGAAAAUCAUUGACUUAGCGCUGCUUUGGGAGCCCUGUUUCACUGCCGGGCACAGCGCAGGGUACGGCAGUGUCGCUGUCAGUCGUUGUGGUUGUUGUCGGUGGUCGGAAACGGCCAACACUAGCAAAGCUGCUGUGCGGGUUUCGUCUGGACUGGACCAUUUCCAUGAGGGCUUCUCAACCUCACGCCCUGACAAAUUGUGUGCGGGGCUGUAUUCUGUGCUUACGUAAUAACAGUAUGUGAAUCGAUAGAGCCAAAUCGUUGACUUUUUUUUCUUGGACAAAGACUUUGUGCUUUUCACAUUUUUUUAAAUAUAUUUUACAAAUGUCAACAACUCAGCGUCAAGUGAUGAUGGAGUCCUCUCUAGCUCUUGGAAAACUGGAACUGACCCCCAGCUCAGGCGCUGCUGGGGUCCCGCUGACCCCCCGGCUCUCAACCGGGCUCCCGGUGAAAGACAAGUGUGCUCAGCGGCCGCUGGGGACACAGGGCCAGGCUCACCUGAACGGCUGUGUCCCGCUGUCACAUCAGGUGGCGGGUCACAAGUAUGGAGUGGACACAGUGGGUAUUUUGCAACAUCCGGAUGGAACAGUCCUGAAGCAGCUCCAGCCUCCACCCAGAGGUCCACGAGAGAUGCAGUUUUACAGCAUGGUGUAUGCAGAGGGCUGCUGUGAUCCAUGCCUUCUGGAGCUCCAGAACCAUCUGCCAAAGUACUAUGGCACCUGGUCCUCUCCUGACAGCCCCAAUGACCUGUACCUGAAGCUGGAGGAUGUGACUCGACGCUUCGUCAAACCAUGCAUCAUGGACGUGAAGCUGGGCCAGCGGAGCUACGAUCCAUUCGCCACGCAGGAGAAACGGGAGCAGCAGAUCAGAAAGUACCCGCUGAUGGAGGAGAUAGGAUUCCUGGUCCUCGGCAUGAGGGUGUAUAAGAUGUGCAGUGACACAUUUGACUCAUACGACCAGCACUACGGGAGGGGACUGGUUAAGGACACCAUAAAAGAUGGGUUGGCUAAAUUCUUCCAUAACGGUGUGAGUCUGAGGAAGGACGCGGUGUCAGCCAGCAUCCGCAGAGUCCAGUGUAUCCUCCGCUGGUUUGAGUCGCAGCACCAGCUCACCUUCUACGCCAGCUCCCUUCUCUUUGUCUAUGAGGGCCUCCCCUCCUCCUCCUCCUCCUCAUCUUCCCUCUCGUCCCUCCUCAGCACCCCAUCCAUCAGCCCGACUGCGGGGAAAAUCGCCAAGCUGCCAUCGGCAGGUGACAGCGGCCGGGGCGGAGACGGGAAAGCGAGACAGGAAGGGACGGGGCAAGAAGAGGAUGUGGCUGAGUACAACAACAACAAUAUUCAGGUGCCAGUGCCCUGGGACUUCAGCCUGAGCACCAUAUUUACCAACCACAGGAAAGGAGGCCACCACAAUUGUGCCAAGGGUCAUCUCCAUGGCAACAGUGGAGACGGUGACGCCGUGGAGAUGACGGCGAGCUCAGUUUCUGGAGAUAACAUCUCAGCACUGUGUGAAGAAGACAACUCGGCAUGGAAACGAACAGGCGAGUCGCAACAACCGCCAAACGGAAACGGAAACAAAUCACAACUGGAAGAGAAGGGUUUGGAGGGGGAGAGGGAGGACAGAGGCAGGAGGAAAGGGGAGGAGGAGGAGGCGAAAGAACGAGGAGGUGAUGCAACAGGGAGCGGAGGAGACACAGAGGUGGAGGUCAGGAUGAUCGAUUUUGCCCAUGUUUUCCCGAGUGAAAGCCACGAUCAUGGCUACAUCUACGGCCUCAAACACCUGAUCACAGUGCUGGAGCAGAUCCUAUGUGACGCCGCCUAGAGUUCCCACUCCUCCCCACACUCCCUGGACCUCCUGACCUGCUCUGUGAACCUCUGCCUCCCCUCUGUCAAGCCUCCUGUCUGCUCAAAAGACUUUUAACCUUCAGAGGAGAGAGGGAAGAAUCAAAGAAGUGAAUAUCAAAACAUCAUCAUCAUCAUCAUCAUCAUCAUCAUCAUCUCACCUGUUUGUGACGCUCCACCAGUCGUGUGUGUGUGUGUGUGUGUGUGUGUGUGUGUUUGUGUGAGCGAGGUAGCAGAGGCUUACAGUGGUGUUUUCCUGUGAUCAGCAGCACUACAUGCACUAAUCAGUCCAUGAAGGCAUUGCGACCCUGCACUUAAACACAACAUCUCCAGCUGCGUGAUUUACCCAUGCUCAGACUAGAUGGGACUCAGUCUUUUUUAAAAUGCUUUCAGAAAAAACAUAUUUUUAUAUCAUAUCCAGUGAAAAUAGCUGGUGGGCUUCUGUUAAAAUUGCACCUCCAUACACCUCAUAUUAGGUCUGGGCUGGGCAGUAUGACAAUGUAUGUCACGAGAUGAUAAGAAUUUGUGUUAGAUUUUUCCAUAUCACUCAUACUGUAGUAGCUGACCCUUUUUUAUAUCUGUGCCUGGUAGACCGCUGUAGGCUGCAGUUUUGUGGCAGCAUCCAUUUUAUAGUUUUAUAUCUUUGAAUCCACUUGAGGAAAAUUUCUUUUAUGCAAAUCACUAGAUAAGCUAGAAACAGACAUUCUCAUCUGUUACCAACAGUUUCUAGAAAUAUACUAUUUCAUGAUAUAUAAAUAUGCAUCAAUAUUGCAGUAAGUAAGAGAAUAUGGUUACUUUUACUGUGAUAGCAGACUUUAUCCAUCUCACCUCAAAUAUAUUUCAACAAAACAAUCUCAACUGCAGGUCCAGUCACCAGCUUUUUCAUCUGUAUAUCAGAGGCUCUUUGCAGCUGAUCUUAUUCUGUGUUUCAGUGAUCCCAACACAAGUGGACAGCUGAGGCACAUUGCCAUUCACACUUGUGUCUGUGAGCAUCUCCAGCUGACCACUUGGGUAUGAAUUCCAUCACUGCCUACGUCACGUACGCCAGAAGGUCAAAGGGCACCGUGCACAGUUUUUACAUCCACUGCUUGCUAGCAUGUUCGCUAGUCAUGUUAGCAGUUGUGUGGGUACAGCUGGAGAUUUUGUUGUCAGCAGAAUUCAAAAAAUGUCCCUCCCCAGGGCAAAAUCAUCAAUGAUCAUGUCACAUGGCUGGUCGAUAAAUUAUGUGAUCAGGAUUUGGGCCGAUCCACUGGUUUUAAAAGUGAUAUGCUGAAAAUAGAAUCAGCAAGAAAGAGUUUUGUGUGUGUGUUUUGGUGAAGACGAGGUGUUCUAUUGGAUUAUGCCGUCUGCCAAGAAAACUACCCAUCCUGCAGUACCUGUCAGCACAAUUCAACCCCAACAAUUUUCUCAUCCUGGGCAUCCACAGUUGUUAACUGGAUUUGGAUGAUUAAGGUUUACAGUGGACUGUCACAUAACAAAAAGCCAGGGCUGAGAAACACUUUCUAUUAAUCUUUAUUGAGACCACCAGAUGAAGAGUUAAACGAGGGCUUAGAACGUCUUCUUGAAGUGUGUGAGCAUUGGCUGAAACUUAGAAGUCUGGAGGAUGUUGAGGUUUAAGCGGGGUCGUCUUUUUGUGUUUUUUUUUUAAACCACUUUCGACAGGUAUCUAACUCAGGUAAAUUUACUGUAAGAAGAAAUACUUAAUAUUAAUACUUUUAUCCUCUCAGCAAGAUGAUCCUUAUACUGUCUGCUUGUUCAUUUCUUCAUGAUUGUUUUAUAUCGUCUUAACGUUGAUUUGAUCUCAUGAUUGUCCUUAUCUCAUCCGUGUUGACCUUUGACCGGCAUAACCUUACAGUGACCUUUCAUGUUGUUUGAUCUUUUACCGUGGCUGUUUUCAUUGCUGGUCAGCUGCCAAAUCAUCUCCCCCCUCCCCCCUCUGUGUUUAAUCUGAGUCGCCCUCUUUCUGUCCUAGUUUUAGGAACGGCAUUAUAUUGCUGAAGUCAUACCUUGUACUCCAGAUUUGUUUUAUUUUUUGAAUUUAUAUCAAAGAGUAAUUGCUCAUGGGUUGGACUUCAGCGCCAUUGCUCAAGCAUUAGCCAUGACUAUUUGAUUUGAAGUUAUUUUAAUUUCUUUAAUUGAGUUUUAAAUGGGCAACAAUAGGAAACUCAAGCAGUUCCCUCCAAAUUCUGGAAGAUGGUUAUUUGGGAGUGUUUAGGGGGGGGCUGACAGUAGCAACAUGUUAUACUGUGUGACAGACGAUGUGCUGCAUGUGGUUCUCAUGAUAGAACUUAAGGAUUUGAAGAUUGUAGUAGAUAUUUCAAACAUGCUGCUUUAAUGUGAGUCGGCUGAAAGACUCAGCAGAGAGUGACAGAGUGCUAAAGAAAGAAAGACAGCGACUGAAUGAUUUCAUGUCAUGUUUUGUUGUGUUCUGUUUAUUUCGGCGUGGAGCAGGUGGACACAGUGCCAGCGAACUGGUAGUCAGUGAAACACAAGUCAGCACGUCCUUUUCACACUAAUCUCAGCUCGAGAAACAAGUUCAACUGAUCUAUGUUAACUUUUUUUUAUUGUUUAAGUCUUAUUUGGUAGGGUGGACUAAUAUGUGUUUAUAGGCUGAUCAGAUAUUCUGUAUACGAUUGACAAUUCUAAUAUUUUAAGUAAAGUCAAACUGGCCAUGUUUAGACAAGAAUGGCCUGACCAAAAAAUACUCUCCUUUUUGUUUUCAAAAAAAUGUGUGUUCAUAUGAGAACACUGUGAGAAGAUCCUCGUGUACACGGAUCCACAAAAACAACUGAAAACGCUUUAGUAUGCAUGCAUGCCAGUUGCUGCUGUAACUUUGUAAUGACACACCACAGAAGAAGACCACGUGCCGGCGCAGAGUGCGGCUGUGGAAUCACCGAUCACACAGGAUCCACACAUUGCCAGUUUACAGAAGUGGUGGGCUUUAUAAAAGAUUACACUCUGGAACCUGGUUUCAGAAGUUUGUGUUUUCAGGACCCUAAAACGCUGUGGUUAUGUAAACCAAAGGCCAAACAUCAUUUCAAACCUUGUUUCUUGCAAGAACUGUUGGCGUGCAAACGGCAUCUGUAUUCAGACCAAAGCUAGCUGUGAAUUAUGGAAGCCCAAAACCACCUACAAUAUUUGUAUACUUUUUUGAGAUAAUGUAGUGUUUUCUUGUAAUGAUGAGCUCCCUAUCCCUUAUUCUCUAGAAAACAAAUUAAGCUAAAUUUAACAAAACAUUUUAUCACGUGGUCCACUUGUCUGGAGCUUUCAGUCACAUCUCAGUGCCUUCAUCAACAGACUGUAUUUCAUCCACAGUUGAGGAGCAUAAGAUGUGGCUAAAAACUCUAGAAAAAAAAACCCAAAACGUGUGGUCAUGAAUUCCUGGAAAAAUUAUGAAAUUAGAAAAACACUUUUUCAGACCUGGAAAUGGUUUGCAAUUGACAGAAUUCUGAAUACACGUUGUUUUGGCUAUAGGCUAAAAUUUGUUUAUAAAUAUCCCAAAACAUAUAAAAUGUUAUGUGAAAUCAGUUAUUUGAAUUACUAAUUUAAGAUCUGGCAUCACGCCAUUGCCAUGGCCACGUUCCCUAUUGGUGAAAGAAAGACGCUGUCACAUCGGGAGAGAAUGCUGAGAAUCUGUUGUGCAGCGGGUUAACCAAAGCGUUCACACAAACAUCUAAGGCACAGAAGAUGUGUGAAUAUUCACUGUCAGUGUGCUGAAUGACUCUGGUGACAGUUCGGAGUGAUGGAUAGCUGAUCAGCUUAGUGGAGGCUGCUGCAGUGCUGUUUGAUUCUAUCUACACGAUGCUGCGGUUUUCUCCCCAGAAGCUAUUGUAAAAAAACACUGUGAUUGGGUCUAUUAAUAGAAGUUUUAUGGUAUUUUAUUCCAGACAGGAGGCUUUAAAAGUCCAAAUCUACACCACUAAAACAGCAGUCUGAUGUCAGUCCUGUAUAUAUUAGUCCAUCCCUACUGUCCAGUGUGAUGUCUCUGUCUUUACAAACUGCUCAAAUAAGACUGACUUUUUAAUGAUUUGAUGACUCUCAUUUAGAGAGUCAACUGUGUGUUUUUUAAGACCAUUUGCUGUACAUCGCUUUCACCUCUCGAUGUUGACACUGGAGCUCCUUUUUAAAAGCCAUGCUCCAGUAAAGGACUACACUCUGAUUUGAACCAGUAAUAUGCACAGGUCUCUUCCCUUUAUGUAGCUUGUAAUCUAUGAAUAUAAUGAACAAUAUGAAAAUCCUGAUCUUUUGUAAAUUAACUUUGAUUUAAUUGUAUUUUGAUUUUAAUCUGAACCUAAAGAGACUGCAGACUAUUAGAAAAUAAUAUUUUCUCUAAUGUCUCUUUUUCAUAAUUUUUUUUAAAAUCAGUGUGAAACUUAAGAAGUCUUUUACGGAUGUUUACAGAAGUUAGGGAAUUGAUUUUUCUUUUCUUUUUUUUUUUAUCACUGCCUUAUUUUCGGUUGAUGUCUCCGUGUUGUCUCUGUGUUUUUGAAUAUUGAUUAUUGAUCAUUCCGGCAGCUUUGUGAAUCUCCUCUGUGUUUCUAGCCUGUUGUGUCAUGGCUAACUAACAGACACCAUAUCAUGCAUUUGUAUACAGGGCAUUGUUCAUGGUAUUGAUGUAAUGAUUGACUGACUCAUAGUGAUUCAACCUCUGACUUUCACUCCCUCUGAUCAGUAACAAUCAGGAGAGCAGCUCAUGUUGCUGACAUGUUGUCUGUCAGUGGAGGCGGGCACGUUCACCAACAGCACAUCCACCGUGUUCCCUCAGUCCUCCUGAAGGAACACACAGGGGUUUUUUGUUUCACUUCAUUCCUGCUUUCUAUCUCAGCUGAAGCACCACAUAGUGCAUUUUAUUGCUGGAUAUGUUUCACCAACUGAUUUUCAGGCGGCCACUGGUCUCCAUUCCACAUGCUGUCAGCCUUUUACUGUUUUCAUGUAAAAUGCAGACUGGUUUGAAAAACUCUGAAUCAGUGAAUCACUACGCAGCAGCAGAGUGUGCCAUUUAAGGUUUUUACAGUGUAUGCAAUAAUAUUUAUAUCAAAUAGUAAAAUUAUCAAUUAAAAAAAACAACAACCUAAAGCUGUAAAUCUCAUGUUUCAUCAAGAGAAGAUAUGUUGAUCCUUUGGACAACAGUAUAAUAUUUGCUGAAACACAGUAAGCCACAAUAUUAAUAAUAAUUAUUUUAUAUUAAUAAUUUUGAUCAAUCAUUAUGAGACCAUAUCAGUUAAAAUCCUGGUUGUCUUUUUCUGUGCUGCUAGCUAUUUUAAUUUUAAAGAUAUUUUUAGAUUUAUUUUUAAUUUCCAUUUUGAAAACCCAGUCAUUUAUUCACCAUUUAAAGACAAAAUAAGGAAACUGAAUCAUAAAUUGCCUUUUUUUUCUCCAGACUUUUUUUAACUUUCAUAAUCCAUUUAAAUGCAUAUCAGUGUAUGUAGACUUUAAAGGAUGCAUUGAUUGGAAUGAAACACUGUAAAGGUCUGUCAUCAUUUCAGUGGCACAGUCCAGGCUCACUGUGAUGGAUAAUUUGUCUAAAGAAAGGUCUAGAGCUAAUUUUCAUAGUGCAGUUAAGUGGAUUCACACCAGUGGCUGCUUAGGAGAGAGCAGAAGACAAAAUAAUUCUUCUAAAUUAUAUUCAGUUUGUAGUCAGUUUGUUCACACAACAUUCACACUUUGAAUUAAUUGUACUCAAAAUCAGAUUAGAUCAUGUAAUCCAGUCCUGGUUUUUAUCUGGUUCAAACUUGAUCUACUUUAUCAGAAUAAUAAAUCAUUAGCAAUAUAGAAAUAAAUGUGCAUAUAUUUGACCAAUUUAAAAGUUUCAUUACAUUUAGUUCCUGACAUCCACCCGAAUCCACCCUUCUCCUGGGAUCAGGAUCAUCCUGAUUUUUUGGAUCAGAGGUAUCCCAAUCACAAACACAAAGUGAAGAUCUGAUCCAGAUCAAAACCAAGAUUGCAUGAAUGAUGUAGCAGAUGUAUCAGGAUUGUAAUUUCAUUUUUUUAAACUUUAAAAAACAAAGACCAAUAAAUCUACCUUCUACCUUCUAUGAUGUAAUUUGAUUUCAGAAUCCUCAUUUUCUUUUGAACAACUCAUCUUCAAGAUUUGAUCCAAUCUGAUCAGACUGCUUGUGAACCGCUGGGCUCUGCUCACUUUAAAAUUUGACAUUUGUAGCCAGAUGAAACAAAGACAAAAUGUGGAUGUAGGAAGAGUAACACUGCCCGCCUCCUCUGUCUUUGAUUGUUCCAGCACCUUUAGCUAUACUGGAGGCUAACAUGAUCCCAUUACAUUUACAGAUAUGCAUCAUAUUUGUCAUCUCAGAGUGGAGCACACCGAGCGCUCCAGACUGCUGAUAACGCUGUGGAAUAAGUCCAGCUGUGGUCAGCAGACGUCAAACUGUUGCUCUGGUGUUUCACCUGUUUUCUGACUUUUCACCAAAACAGACUUAUUGGAAACAACAAUUUGAAAAAAACCCUGAUUUAUCACAAAAAAAGUUCUUACUCUCGCAUUUCAGGCAAUUCCAAAAAGCUAUAUUCCACAAAACUGCAAUGGAAACACUUUUUGGCUUUUAUAUCCUCUGUGAAACCGUAGACUAUGACCUUCCAGAAAUCCCUCAUACGUGGCUGCUCCCACGUAUAAGGGGCUCUCCUUUCCAUUAUGGCUCCAUAACACG